AUGUAUGAUGAUCCAAGUAAUCCCUUCUAUCUCCACUAUUCUGAUCAACCAGGUUUGGUUCUUGUGACUCAACAAUUGACACAAGACAAUUAUCCUCUUUGGAGCCAUGCCAUGCUCACGGCUCUCAUCACCAAGAACAAAGAUGGCUUUGUGGACGGAUCCAUCACGAAACCACCAGAAACAUCCACCAAGGAACACAAACAAUGGACUCGCAGCAAUCUCCUUGUCAAGGGUUGGAUCCUCAACACUAUGUCACCAAACACUCAAAGUGUGAUGUACAAUGACAGUGACUUCAAAGAUCUGGCGGGAAUUGAAAGAACGUUUCUCUCAUACGAAUAG
Molecule: messenger RNA, 339 nt
Organism: Morus notabilis
Lineage: Eukaryota; Viridiplantae; Streptophyta; Magnoliopsida; Rosales; Moraceae
Exons: 1
Coding region: 1-339 (112 amino acids)
Source: RefSeq, a predicted model, not a curated record